CGCGGCGCCCCGCCUCCGGAGGCGGGCCUAUGUCCCUUUCUCCGCCAAUGAGAAGAGAGGGGCGAGGAGUGGCAGGUUAGGCUGUGGUGGCCGAGGUCCCUUCGGCUCUGGAUUUCCCUCCCCGCUUUCCAGGAAUCUGUCUUGGAGGGGCAGCUUUUUGCCCUCCCACCCAAAAUAUAGAGGAUAGAAAGCCUUUGAAAAGGAGCCCAUUUCCUCGCCCAGCUCAAAAUCGGACUGGUUUUCAGAUUUUUAGACGCUUUCUUUCCCAAAUAAAUUUGGGGGGGGGGGGGCUGUUCCCUUUUCCUCCUGUGCCAAACUCGCCCAUCGGCAGGCAUGUGAAUUAUGCCAGUCCUGUAACACCCCCCCCCCCCAAGUUAAUCCCAAUUUGCUUUCCGGUAUAUAUUUUUUUUCCUUUAGAAGUUUGCAAGUUUGCUGAGCAGAAAAGAAUGCAGGAAGGUUCCUAUCAAAACCCCAAAGAGCCCUUCUAAGGUUUUUGCAAUUUAGGGUGCCACCCCGCUUUGAACGGGGGUGCGCGUUUCCUUUUUUCUUCCUCCUUUUUUUUCCCCUACUCCCAUCGGCGAGGAGAACCAGAGGCGGAUAAAGAAUCACAUCUUGGAAACAUGUUAAAGGGGGCGAGUUUGACCCCUCAUCUUUUUCUCAUAGAAAAACUCCGGACAAGCUGGCUGGUAUUUUGGAGUUGCUUGUGUUUGAUCCACCCGCGUGGCAUCUAAAUAGUGGGUUGUGUGGCUCCUAGUUCCUCUUUCCCGCUUCCCCCCCCCCUUUGGACCUUCCCCCAGAGAAGGGACAGGGUACCUACCCCCUUGGCAUAGGGUGACGCCUUAGGGGAUUCGCCAUGGCUGGGGCCAUCGCCUCCCGCAUGAGUUUCAGUUCUCUGAAAAGGAAACAGCCCAAAACCUUCACCGUUCGGAUUAUUACCAUGGAUGCCGAAAUGGAAUUCAACUGCGAGGUGAAAUGGAAAGGAAAGGACCUCUUCGACCUGGUGUGCCGGACAUUGGGACUCCGUGAAACGUGGUUCUUCGGGCUGCAGUACAUGAUUAAAGACACGAUAGCCUGGCUGAAAACCGACAAGAAGGUGUUGGACCACGAUGUCCCAAAGGAAGAACCGGUCACUUUUCACUUCCUGGCCAAGUUUUACCCAGAGAAUGCAGAAGAAGAACUGGUCCAGGAAAUCACCCAGCACCUGUUCUUCCUACAGGUGAAGAAACAGAUCUUGGAUGAGAAGAUCUACUGUCCUCCGGAGGCAUCCGUCCUUCUAGCAUCCUACGCCGUACAAGCCAAGUACGGAGAUUACGAUCCCAGCGUUCACAAGCGCGGCUUCUUGGCUCAAGAGGAGUUGCUUCCGAAACGGGUGAUCAAUCUCUACCAAAUGACUCCGGAAAUGUGGGAAGAAAGGAUCACAGCCUGGUACGGCCAACAUCGAGGCAGAGCCAGGGACGAAGCGGAAAUGGAGUACUUGAAAAUCGCGCAGGAUCUGGAGAUGUACGGCGUGAAUUACUUUGCCAUCCGAAACAAGAAGGGGACAGAACUGCUUCUGGGAGUCGAUGCGUUGGGCCUCCACAUAUACGAUCCAGAAAACAGGCUGACCCCCAAAAUCUCCUUUCCUUGGAACGAGAUUCGCAAUGUCUCUUACAGUGAUAAGGAGUUUACAAUAAAGCCCCUGGACAAGAAGAUUGACGUCUUCAAAUUCAACUCCUCAAAGCUGCGUGUGAAUAAACUGAUCCUUCAGCUGUGCAUUGGCAACCACGACCUGUUCAUGAGGAGACGGAAGGCCGAUUCCCUCGAAGUCCAGCAAAUGAAAGCCCAGGCCAGGGAAGAGAAAGCCAGGAAGCAGAUGGAGCGCCAACGUUUAGCCCGAGAGAAACAGAUGAGAGAAGAGGCCGAACGCACAAGGGAUGAGUUGGAGAGGAGACUUCUGCAGUUGAAAGAGGAGGCCACCAUGGCGAACGAAGCUCUGAUGAGAUCGGAAGAAACCGCCGACUUGCUGGCUGAGAAAGCUCAGAUCACCGAAGAGGAAGCCAAGCUCCUGGCUCAAAAGGCAGCCGAGGCGGAGCAGGAAAUGCAACGGAUCAAAGCCACGGCGAUACGGACCGAGGAAGAGAAGCGGCUGAUGGAACAGAAGGUGUUGGAGGCGGAGAUGCUGGCGCUGAAAAUGGCGGAGGAGUCUGAACGAAGGUGGUACUACAGGGCAAAGGAGGCCGAUCAGCUCAAGAACGACUUGCAAGAAUCCCGUGACUCUGAGAGGAGAGCCAAGCAGAAACUUCUGGAGAUCACCAGCAAGUCAUCCUACACCCCGCCCAUGAACGCAAGUACGACCGCCUUGCCCGCUGACAUGUCAACAUUUGGCAUCAUUAGCGAAAGCCUCUCCUUCGACUUCAAGGAUAACGACAUGAAGAGGUUGUCCAUGGAGAUCGAGAAGGAGAAAGUCGAAUACAUGGAGAAGAGCAAACAUCUCCAGGAGCAGCUGAAUGAGCUGAAGACCGAGAUCGAAGCUCUGAAACUGAAGGAGAGAGAGACAACCAUGGACAUCCUGCACAGCGAGAACCACGACCGGGGGAAUAGCAAGCACAACACCAUUAAGAAGCCUCAAGCGCAAGGCAGAAGACCUAUCUGCAUUUGAGACUUCUCAAGUAGCUUAUUCCAAGCUCACCUUACAGAGCACCAAGUCCCGGGUGGCCUUCUUCGAAGAACUCUAGGAGAAGACGUUGCUCCUGGGACAGCCUUUUUCUAUGGGAGGUGCAGCCAUAAACCGAGUUGCAUUGCUUCUUCCGAGCCAAGAGUCGCAAGAGCGGCUUCCCUCGACGGGUGCGGCGACUCGAGGCCUUCAGUUGCUGGAAAAGUUUCAGCGUGAAUCCUUGUAGAUCUUUAUAAUCUCUUUAGAGUCAAUAAUUUUAGCUUUCUUCCCCCUUUUUCUCUCUUUUUCGCUCCGUGUUUUGUAUGGGUUGUGACUCGGAUGAUGCUCCUCCUGCAGGAGGCCGGAUUCCGUAUUUUUUUAAUUCCUUCUCUCGGCACCUCUUCCUCCGGGUCUGAGAAUACGGCUUUUCUGUUUGAGGCACAGAGCAAAGUUCCUUUCUUGACCGCCCACAACAUGUUUGGAGUUUGCGAGCUCUCCUGGAAAGUCUCUGCUUCCACAAAGCAGAAUUUAAGGGCUUGCAAAGAUUCUCAGUUUCAGCGGGAUUCCAGUGGACUUCGAAGGGGUUUUCCUUGAUCCUGGAAUCCAAGCACAGGAGAUUGGUUGGGGCAGUGGUGACAUGCAAUUUUUUCCCCCUACUGGUUCUGUGGGCAUGGCUUGGUGAUGGUGGGUCCUGUGACUGAGUGGGCAUGGCCAACUUGAUGUCACUUACGGCCACUCAGUCACACGACCGCCCCCCACCAACCAAUGCCCACAGAAUCCGGUAGGAAAAAAAUGUGUCUAUGAGCACGAGAAGGGCUCAUAGUGAAUGCUGUGGCAGAGGGAAGCCGAACUUCUCUCGCUCCAUUCACAGCGGAGCUGCUGCAGCCUGUCCCUUUAAGGUAGUCCCCGGGAGGGAGGGAGCCUGGGGGGACCAUAAAAGGAGCAGCGCCUCCACUGUGAAUGGAGCGAGAACAAUCUCACCCUAUAGGGCCUGACUGGGUGGGCUGGUUGAGCGGCUGAAAGGGGUGAGCGAGCCACUGGAAGGAGUGAGCGGUGACCAGGUGGGCAUGAGCGGGGCCAACCAUGAGUGGUUUUUACUGGUUCGGCGAACCGAUUCAAAUUGUCCCCUACCAGUUCGCCUGAACUGGUCCGAGAUGGUCAAAUUUCAUCCCUGGGUUGGGGAAUUCAGGCUUGGCGUAUCCUCCCUCCCCAAAAGAAUCACAUUUUAAGGCCUGUCGUUUUAAUUUCGGGAGAUUGGUAAAUGAGGAUCGAGGGAAUUUUAAAUGGGCGGAUGGAGUUUUAAAGUCCUAACGUAGGGACGUCCAACGUUGGCAACUUUUAAAGACUGGUAGACUUCAACUCCCAACAUAGCUGUCUGGGGAAUUCUGGGAGUUGAAUUCCCAGAAUUUGAAGAUCCACAGAUCUUCAAAAGUCGGACACCCUGCCCGCCUGCCCUAAAGUGAAUCCCAUCCCUCAGAGGCCGUCUUCCUGCCCUCUGGGAUUUUAAAACAUUUUGAUAGCAUGUCUUUUAUACAAUUUUUUUUUUCUAUUCAACGUCGACGGUUGGAAAUCCUGCUUUUUCAAAAGUAAACUGAGCACAAUACUGUAAUGGCUUCAUACUGCCUGAAAAUAUAUAUAUAUAUAUAUAUACAGUAUAUCUAUCUUAUCAGGCGGGGUUAUACAUGCCAUUCUAACUACAGGGAGGAUCUUUGCAUACGAUCCAUUUCUCUUCGGCUUCUCAGCCCUUUGAACUUCGGUCGUUUUGAAAUGUAAUGUUUGUAUAAUACUUCUGCGAGACAUUCUCUCUUUUUAUUAAAGUCUCCGCUAUUUUUCAAGCUG
This is a messenger RNA of Pantherophis guttatus, 4471 nucleotides long. RefSeq names its product NF2, moesin-ezrin-radixin like (MERLIN) tumor suppressor (gene NF2). Gene Ontology annotation, molecular function: actin binding. Lineage: Eukaryota; Metazoa; Chordata; Lepidosauria; Squamata; Colubridae. Gene Ontology annotation, cellular component: cytoskeleton. The record is from RefSeq and is a predicted model, not a curated record.